AUGCCAUCCAAAGAGUCCUGGCCGGGGCACAAAGCGAAUAGGUCCGCGGUGCACAACUCGAAGCAGGAGAGCCGUCAGCAAGAUUUGUUGAUCGCAGCCCUGGGGAUGAAACUGGGCGCUCAGAAGUCAUCUGUGACGAUCUGGCAACCUCUUAAACUCUUUGCUUAUUCGCAGUUGACAUCGCUCGUCAGAAGAGCAACUCUGAAAGAAAAUGAACAUAUUCCAAAAUACGAGAAGAUCCAUAACUUCAAGGUGCACACGUUCAGGGGUCCGCACUGGUGUGAAUACUGCGCCAACUUUAUGUGGGGCCUCAUUGCUCAGGGAGUAAAAUGUGCAGAUUGUGGUUUAAAUGUGCACAAGCAAUGUUCCAAGAUGGUCCCAAAUGACUGCAAGCCAGACCUGAAGCAUGUCAAAAAAGUGUACAGCUGCGACCUUACAACGCUAGUAAAAGCACACUUCACGAAGAGACCAAUGGUAGUAGACAUGUGCAUUAGGGAAAUCGAAUCUAGAGGUCUUAAUUCCGAAGGACUAUACAGGGUCUCAGGAUUUAGUGAUCUUAUCGAAGAUGUCAAAAUGGCAUUUGACAGAGAUGGGGAAAAAGCUGAUAUUUCUGUGAAUAUGUAUGAAGAUAUCAAUAUUAUCACUGGUGCACUUAAACUGUACUUCAGGGAUUUGCCAAUUCCACUCAUCACGUAUGAUGCCUACCCAAAGUUUAUAGAGUCUGCAAAAACCACCGAUCCGGAUGAACAGUUGGAAAUUCUCCAUGAGGCGCUGAAACUGCUGCCGCCUGCACACUGUGAAACAUUACGGUAUCUCAUGGCACAUCUGAAGAGAGUGACGCUCCAUGAAAAGGAAAAUCUGAUGAGUGCAGAGAAUCUGGGCAUAGUUUUUGGACCGACUCUUAUGAGAGCGCCAGAACUGGAUGCAAUGGCUGCGUUGAAUGACAUCCGUUAUCAGAGACUUGUGGUGGAGAUGCUUAUAAAAAAUGAAGACAUUUUAUUUUGA
Egretta garzetta (little egret) is the source of this 1005-nucleotide messenger RNA. It is a transcript of the gene CHN1, whose product is annotated as chimerin 1. Gene Ontology annotation, molecular function: GTPase activator activity. NCBI's taxonomy places the organism in Eukaryota, Metazoa, Chordata, Aves, Pelecaniformes, Ardeidae. The record is from RefSeq and is a predicted model, not a curated record. Bases 1 to 1005 code for a protein of 334 amino acids. The transcript is spliced from 7 exons. Gene Ontology annotation, biological process: positive regulation of GTPase activity; signal transduction.